Molecule: messenger RNA, 2187 nt
Organism: Solenopsis invicta (red fire ant)
Lineage: Eukaryota; Metazoa; Arthropoda; Insecta; Hymenoptera; Formicidae
Gene: Ssadh
Product: succinate-semialdehyde dehydrogenase [NADP(+)] GabD
Exons: 2
Coding region: 255-1775 (506 amino acids)
Molecular function (GO): succinate-semialdehyde dehydrogenase (NAD+) activity
Source: RefSeq, a predicted model, not a curated record
CGAGCGUGUUGACUGAAGGACGCCGACGCGUCGGCAGCCACGAUACAGUUUGCCACCGAGGAUUUAUAAGUCGAGCGCGAUGCGAUCGACAGUGAGGAGAGGACGUCCCUUACAUAAGCUCGUUCUGUCAAUCGUGCUUUCAAUUAACAACAUCACCCGACCGGUUGAACGUUAAACGAAUCAGCGACGCUCAAUACUAUCGUUAAACUGAUAACCUAUUGAAGGAUAUUAAUUUGAUUACCAAGUGUGAGAAAAUGCUUAGAGCAAAGCUAUUACAACGUUGCCUGUCGUAUGACAUGCCUUUGAACUGUAGAGCCAUGCAUCUCCUUAGAGAUAACGCUUACGUUAAUGGGAAUUGGACAGGCGCCAGUAGCAAACAGACUUUUCCCAUUUGCAACCCAGUCGACAAUACUGUUAUCGCUCAUGUUCCUGAUAUGAAUGUUGAAGAUACUCAAGUAGCCAUCGACGCUGCUGCCAAAGCCUUCGAGUCGUUCAGUAAAACCACGGCCAAAGAGAGAAGCGAUUUGCUUAGAAAAUGGUACAAUUUGAUGGUCGAGCAUUUCGAGGACUUGGCUAUGAUCUUGACUAAGGAGAACGGAAAAUCUCUCGCCGAGUCUAGAGCGGAGAUCAAAUACGGGAAUUCUUUUGUCGAGUGGUUUUCGGAGGAAGCUAGAAGAAUAGGAGGAGAAGUACUGCAGUCUCCCAUGUCGAAUAGAGAAUUGUUUUUAUUAAAACAACCGGCCGGUGUAGCUGCCUUAAUCACACCAUGGAACUUUCCACACGCUAUGAUCACUAGGAAGGCGGCCGCCGCGCUCGCCGCUGGUUGUACGUGUAUCGUCAAACCCUCCGAGGAUACCCCGUUGACGGCGCUGGCGUUGGCAGACCUCGCGGAAAAGGCAGGUUUCCCCGCAGGGAUCUUGAAUGUACUCACCACGAAUAUAACGAACUCCGCCGCUGUUGGCCAAGAGCUUUGCGCAAAUCCAAAGAUAAGAGUAUUAUCGUUUACUGGCUCCACAGCUGUAGGAAAGAUCUUAUAUAAGCAAUGCGCCCCGACCAUGAAACGGCUCGCCCUCGAAUUGGGUGGCAACGCGCCGUACAUUGUAUUCAAGUCCGCUGAUGUAGAUUUAGCUGUGAACAGUGCUAUGAGCAGUAAGUUCCGAAAUACCGGUCAAACAUGCGUCUCGGCAAACAGAUUUUUCGUAGAGGCUGAUAUCUUUGACGAGUUCGUUAGGAAAUUCGUGGCAAAGAUUGAGACGGAUAUCAAGAUGGGAGACGGCAGUAAAGAGGGUAUCACUCACGGGCCUCUUAUAAAGAAGAGUCAAAUGGAUAUAGUGUACGGUCUGGUAAAGGACGCGGUUCAGAAGGGUGCUAAGGUGCAUUGCGGUGGAAAUCCAUUGCCAGAUCUCGGACCACUGUUUUUCGCACCUACUCUGUUAACCAAUGUAACGAAAGACAUGCAAAUUUACAACAAAGAAAUCUUUGGACCCGUAGCCGUAAUCAAUAAGUUUAGUAGUGAGGAAGAGGUAAUGAGGCAGGCCAAUGACACACCGGUCGGUUUGGCCGGAUACUUUUUUUCACAGGACAUAUCGCAAAUAUUUAGGGUUGCGCGUAAGUUGGAAGUUGGUAUGGUGGGUGUUAAUGAGGGAUUAAUUUCAUGCGCGGAGGCUGCUUUUGGUGGAGUGAAAGAAUCGGGUUUAGGAAGGGAAGGUUCCAGUCAUGGGGUCGAAGAUUUUCUUGAUAUCAAAUAUGUAUGUGUUGGCAAUCUUAAAUACUGAUACAAAAUACAUUUUGAACAAUAAUCACUGUUAUUCGAUAAUGGUUGCUACAAAUUAACUAUAGACAAUAAUUACCAUAUAAUUGAUAAUCUAGUACAUAAUAAUGAGAAGAUUACAGUGUUCUAACGCGACUAUGAUUGUGACUUUUUGAUUGUGAUUAUUUACAUAUAAUUCUAUUAAUUUUCUUUUAAUUUGUUUUUUUUUUUAAUAACACUGAAGACAAUUUAAUUUGAAUUUUUUAAACUCAAGUAGCUUUAUUUUAAUUUGUAUCAUAUACAUUUAUUAAAAUUUAUGCUUAACAAUUUAUUACUAUAUGCGUUUAUUAAUAAUGUUAAAUAAGAUAACAUUUCAGUGAUAAUGUUAAGUUUCUGUAGUGCAAUAUAUAUAAUUUAAUUAUAAUAGUACAAAAGUA